GUCAUCAGCAGUCGCCAAAAAGCAUGGCGAUACAGCAGCUGUCAAGAAAAGGAAGAUGCUAAUAUAUUCGCCGUGUUUCGUUAUUCAGAUGCCCCUUUUACGAUCCAACGUGUGUUUACAUUUUUCAUCUUGUAAUUUAGUCGAGCUUUUUACCAACUAGAAGAUAUUUAGCCCCUGACAACCCACAUAAAGACGAAAAUGCAGUCCGUGAAGGUCGGCUACCUGGCGUUAGCGUCCUCAAGAGCUCUGUGCUCAGGAGAGACCCCAGUGAUCCGCAUUCCUCGCUACUUGCAGAAGCAGGUAGAAAACGUGAAACAGACUCGAGGCAAAAACAAGAUCAACACCAUCAAAGCUGGCAAGCUUCUGAUCCAGAGCAGAAACCCAGUCAUGAAUCAGUCUGCGGGAUACAUACUUGGUAAGUUCGAGCAGCCCGUCCUCUGCUCCAAAGGAUGGAAACAUAACAGAUCAUUCGGGGACUAUUUCACCAUCAACAACAUCAAGACUGUCGCACCUUUUGUUGCUGAGUAUCAGAAGGAGGACACUGCUGAACAAAAGACAACAGGGACAUUUCAUAAAUUCCGCAUCUGCAAGGAGCUGGUGGAAGUUUUGGACAGAAUGAAUAUAACUCAUCCCACCACUGUACAGCAGCAGACCAUCCCCAAAGUAAUGAGAGGGCACAAUAUUCUCUGUGCUGCAGAGACAGGCAGCGGUAAAACACUGACCUACCUCCUGCCUCUUGUUCACAGACUGCAGGCUGAUAAAAAGUCAGAGAUGGAUGAUGAGAACCAGCGUAAGAUUAGCGCUGUGGUUCUUGUGCCUUCCAGAGAGCUAGCUGAGCAGGUAGCAGCUGUGUCCAGAGCUCUUUCUGCUCCUUUUGGCUUGCUGACCAGGACUGUGGGAGGGGGGCGAGGUGUAGGACACAUCAAGAUGGUCUUUAAGAAGGAUCAGCCCGACAUUUUGGUGGCUACGCCUGGCGCUCUGGUGAAAGCCCUGCGUAGACACUGCCUGGACCUGAGCGAGUUGAACUUCUUAGUUGUGGACGAGGCUGACACCAUGUUCGACCCCAGCUUUUCUGAGAUGCUGAAUGACAUCCUGCUCAGCACGAAUAUCGCUAAGGAUCCCACAGAAACACGAGGCCCGGGCCAUAAAGCUCAGCUGCUGGUGGUGGGGGCGACCUUCCCUGGUGGUGUUGGGGAAGUGAUCAGUCAGGUGACAGAUUUAGGCAGCAUGGUGGUUAUAAAGAGCAAGAUGCUGCAUUACCUCAUGCCUCAUGUGAAGCAGACUUUCCUGAGAGUAAAGGGUGCUGACAAGAUUCUGGAGCUCCACCAAGCUAUAAAGCUACUACAGCAGGAAAAAGAAGGAGGUUCUGUACUUGUGUUCUGCAACAAGUCCUCCACUGUCAACUGGCUAGGCUACUCACUGGAGGAGAUGGGAGUCCAGCACGCACGUCUGCAAGGGGAGAUGCCCGCUGUUGUGCGCUCAGGGACCUUCCGCUCCUUCCAGAAGGGCACAGUGGAGGUGCUGAUAUGCACAGAUAUUGCUUCACGAGGCCUGGACACAUCUCAAGUGCGCUUGGUGGUCAACUAUGAUUUCCCAGAAUCCCACACAGACUACAUCCACAGAGCAGGACGGGUGGGGAGAGCAGGAGGGGUGGAGGAUGGGGAGGUGCUCAGCUUUGUCACUCAUCUAUGGGAUGUAGAGCUGGUUAACACCAUUGAGACAGCUGCACGGAGGAGAACAAGUUUGCCGGGGAUGGAGUCAGAUAUUAAGGAGCCACAACCCAAAGUAACAGAAGCAGAGGAGUAGAAGAGUGUUUAAGUGAUAACAAGCUGAAAAUUAAUAAAUGUACAGGCAGAUGAAAAGAAACGGCAAGUCUUGUUCAGGCUGAAACCUGGAGUUCUGCUUAAAGAGCUUAGUCCUGAUACCUGCAAAGAUCUAACAUAAAUAGUUGUUUCUAAUUCAUGAAAAUUUGCACAACACAGUGUCUGCUUUUUGUCUUUUUUUCCCUAUAAUUUGAAAAAAAAAAUGUUAGAAUGUAUAACCCCUGAUGUAAAUAAUGUUUGUAUUUAUGAUGACUCAUGUCAGUGAAAUUGUCAUCACUGUAUUUUCAAUAAACAGAUGUUACUUUUGCUAAAA
This is a messenger RNA of Notolabrus celidotus (New Zealand spotty), 2136 nucleotides long. RefSeq names its product DEAD (Asp-Glu-Ala-Asp) box polypeptide 28 (gene ddx28). Gene Ontology annotation, molecular function: RNA helicase activity; nucleic acid binding; ATP binding. Lineage: Eukaryota; Metazoa; Chordata; Actinopteri; Labriformes; Labridae. The coding region runs from base 199 to 1806 and encodes 535 amino acids. The record is from RefSeq and is a predicted model, not a curated record. Gene Ontology annotation, cellular component: mitochondrion. The transcript is spliced from 2 exons. Gene Ontology annotation, biological process: mitochondrial large ribosomal subunit assembly.